UAGGGUAGUAGGGUAGCCGGGGUGGGUUGGUGACCACGUUCUGUCCUUUUUUCCUUCUUCUUCUUCUUCUUCUUCUUCUUCUUUUUUCCCUUGGGUCUUCUUUCUUCUUCACUUGUUUCAUUAUUGUUUUUGAGGGUACAUGCUUGAUGUCCCAUGCUUAUUGUUACUGAUCAAUUGGAUCCCGAAUCUGGAUUCAGUGAAUUAGUUAUACAUUCCGUGUAUAAGCGAGUUCGUACUCGACUUCAAUUUGCGGAACUUUUGACUCGGACGCAUCGCGCUGGCUGCUGGGGUUGUUUGGCUGUGCUGCUGCUGCUGCUGCUGCUGCUGCUGCACUGUCGCUGCUGGCUGCGACUCGCUGCCUUAUAUUGUCGGCAGUGCUGUGCUGUGCUGUGCUGUGCUUGGAGAGGGGUGAGGGUGUGUGAGGUGUACUGUACACCCAUCCAUCAACAUCAUCUGCGGGGCUGCGGCUUGGGCUUGGGCUUGGGCUUGGGAGCGUGGACAGGCGUAUUGGGGAGAGGGGAAAGGCGUUGCAGGUGUUUUUACCAUCAAUGCUUGCUCUUGCCCCCUUCUUCUGUUCACGAGAUUGUGAAGCUCGCUAUCCGGAGACGAUCUGGGGUACUUACGACUAGCAACAGCUCAGCUUUGAGGGGUGAGGGUUGUAGUCUGUGGUUACUUACCCACUUGCUUGGUGUAUAUCGCACGGUGUUACAUACCACGACUACCCUAAAACAAACUCGAAGUCGCCCUCUUCCUCGCCGCCACGCAAGGCUACGACACCAUCGUCACCCUCCUGCUGGGCACCCCAGGCGUCAAACUCGAGAGCCGUGACGAGCUCGGCCGCACCCCGUUCUUCUGGGCCGCCGCGCACGGCCACGACAAGGUCCUGCAACUCCUGCUGGGCACGGGGGCUGUCGACCCCAAUGUGCGCGAGACGGCCCGCGGCGGGCUGUCGGCGCUGAGCGCCGCGGUCGAGGGCGGGCACGCGGCCGUCGUGACCCGGUUGCUCGGGGUCGGGGUUGACGUGCAACCGGCGGAUGGGCAGGGGAAGACGGCGUUGAUGUAUGCCGUCGGGAGUAUUGAAGAUCCCGGGGUUCGUCUGGCGAUUGUCACCGCGCUGGUGGGGGCCAAGGCGGAAGUGAAUGUUCGGGAUGAGGCGGGGAGGGUGCCG
Molecule: messenger RNA, 1168 nt
Organism: Aspergillus fijiensis CBS 313.89
Lineage: Eukaryota; Fungi; Ascomycota; Eurotiomycetes; Eurotiales; Aspergillaceae
Exons: 3
Coding region: 154-828 (224 amino acids)
Source: RefSeq, a predicted model, not a curated record